Aspergillus welwitschiae is the source of this 1114-nucleotide messenger RNA. Its product is annotated as SRR1 family protein. The record is from RefSeq and is a predicted model, not a curated record. The coding region runs from base 152 to 1030 and encodes 292 amino acids. Lineage: Eukaryota; Fungi; Ascomycota; Eurotiomycetes; Eurotiales; Aspergillaceae. The transcript has 2 exons.
GUUCAAGUUUCUCCUCCACCAUUCAUGCAUCUUCCCUCCCACCACCAUCACCACCAACACCCGAAACCUCUUAGCACCAAUCAAUUCCACCGAACCCCAAACCCAACACCCAAAAGACAGGAACAGAAAAUUAAGAGCAAGAACAAGCAAAAUGCCCCACAGCUCCCGCAAAAAACACCCCAACAACUCCGCGCAAGCGCAAAAACGACUCCAAAUCACCGACGCUACCGGCUGGACGCAUGUCACCACCGGCGGCAAAGCGCGCCGCUGUGUGCGCACCACCACCACCAACACCAACCAACAUUCCCAAUUACCACAAGAAGAAUCAAUCUUCUUCCACCCCGCCGAAGCCCCUCCAACCACUACCCUCGAAUCCCUUCAAUCGCAAUUCACCCAGAUCCAACGAACGUGGAAAGAUUCAUCCGCCUGCGAUGUAGUGGGGAAGACUUUACGCAAUAUCCUUCCGCAUACAACAGAUACAAAUACGAAUUCACCGAUAGAGAUCAAUAAUAAUAAUGAUAAUAAGAAGAAGAAUAAUGAUAAUGGAAUAGAUUCCAUAAUCUGCAUCGGUCUCGGCAGUCCGAGCGGGUUCCUCCGCGGAGGAUGGGUCGAUCGGCGACUAGUCUCGCUGUAUCAGUUGGCUGCGUUGGUGGAUGUUAUGGCUUCUAUCUCUUCUUCUUCCUCUCCAACAAUAAAAACCUACGCUCAAGACCCUGUCUUCAACACCCUCGACACAUCCCUCCUCUCUAGCCUCGAUAUAACCGUCCUCGAGUCCCCGCAUGCCUUCGAAAAAGUCACGUCUCGUACAUUCCUCUUCUGUCCUGGUGCGGAGCGCACACAUCUGGAGCAAAUGCUGGCCCUGGAUCCGGCGUUUCUGUUUGGGGGUCCGUUGGAGGAUGUCGAGUCGGAGGUGGUGAGUGCGUUUGUGAAGAGGAGGGGGUCGGUAAGGGUGCCGCUGUUUGAGGCGCAGGAGCAUGCGUUUUGGAAUAUGCGGGUUUACUAUCCGUUGGAGAGGGAGGGUGAGGUGUAGUAGUAUAUGAUAUGGGGUAGCGUCUAGAUAUGGUGGGUCGUGAUGAAGGUGGAUGACUGUGACAGUCAUCUGCUAACUACAAGC